CGUAACAACAUCUAGAUUCUAGAACAACAAUAACAACAAAAACAGUUUAACAUUUAUCGCAUGACCUGAUGGUUAGAGUAGCUUCGUUAGUCAGAGAAAAGCAGCGAUCAAGUGUGGAAGCAUGACCAGCAUUGGUGUAUUGAAAUUUACAAUCAUUGCAUCACUAUGUGUUUUCGUGAAAGGACGAUACAGUCACGUGUCCUGUCAAGUUGUAGAAAAUAAAUGGUGCACUGUUCAACGACUUCAAAUCACCGACCGGACAAAUGUUCGCAGUUUAGUGUUUCCAGACGACCGAUAUGAGAAAAUUCGUAUUGGACAAUACUACAGUUUCAUCAACACAGACAGCAUUAUUGUUAUUUUUUCUGGUGAGCUGUUCUACCGCAUGCGACGUGUUCGAUACCUACACAUGAAUGGUGUACGUAUGGUAGGACUUGAUAUGCCCGAUACCAUUAUAGAACUGGAUGUGUCAGACAACUGGCUCUCCCGGGUUUACGUUGAUCCGGAAAAGAGAUACAAUCUGCGGAAAUUGAUCAUGCGCAACAACCUUCUCACAAACAUAGCUGGCUUCAAGUACCUCAUCAAGUUGGAAGAGCUGAAUCUCAGUGAAAAUAUGUUGCAUACAGUGAACUUUGUUGUUUUUUCUUUUAUACCGUACAUACGUUUAAUUGAUCUAGCACGCAAUCGUAUUUUAUUUACAAGUGGUGGUCAGAGUGUGAUUUCACUUGAUUUUCUCGAAACACUGAACAUGGCAGAAAACAAGUUUACCACACUAGAUAUAGGAGUAUGGCUUUUUCCUUCACUGUUAACGUUAAAUCUUACAGGAAAUCCUAUCGGACUAUUAUCUUUGUCAAAUCAUUACUCCUUUCCGCGCUUGACAAAUAUUUUACUAUAGUAAUUUUCUGGAUUUUUUGAACAGUAAAUAGUUCUUUUUUUUUAUUCAGGAGUAACGGUCCAAAAGGCCGUAUUGCUAGUAUAUAGUUCUUAAGAUAUGAACAAUUAAAGGUGACAUGAUUUACCGUUUGUAAGCCUAAUGUAUUAAUGUAGCUUUAUAAAUGUUCGUAGCAAAUACAAUGCAAAAUAUCAGA
Anopheles arabiensis is the source of this 1085-nucleotide messenger RNA. RefSeq names its product dynein assembly factor 1, axonemal homolog. The transcript is spliced from 2 exons. The record is from RefSeq and is a predicted model, not a curated record. Bases 122 to 892 code for a protein of 256 amino acids. Gene Ontology annotation, molecular function: protein binding. NCBI's taxonomy places the organism in Eukaryota, Metazoa, Arthropoda, Insecta, Diptera, Culicidae.